UUUAUUUUGAUGAGCAUCAUGUGAUGUCUCCAACACAAAAGGCUUAUUUCCACAAGCAACGGUAGAGAUCAAAAGAACUCCACAAUCCGCUCUACUUAAAUAUCUAUAUCUUCAUCCACCAUAAAUCCUGAUCCUAGCACACAUAGUUGUUGUUAUAUAAAUCAGACAAACCUUUGCUUGAAGAAACAGAACACAUCAUCUGUCUUUAAGAGAAAUUAGAUGGCGAGAAGACAACUCUUUCUACUUCAAGUAUUCUUGGUUUUAGCUGUGCUGUCUAUUGUGAUCGCAUCGAUGCCUGUCCUAGUCAUUGCAAGAACUGAUAAACCGAUAGACUGUGAAACCAAGGGACAACAACUGAAUCAGAUUAGCUACCUGAGACGAAAUGAAAUGGAUCCUAAGAUAAGAACAAGGACACGGAGGUUGAUGAAUGUUGUGGAGAUUAACGAUUAUCCAGGAUCAGGGAUACAUGGGCACGAGUAAGCCCAAUGGACUGAAGAAAAUACUCAGGCCCGAAGACAAUAAGACCAUUCAGUGGUCAUCUGGCCAAAAGUGAAAAUUGAACCGUUGAAAAUUGAUGGCCAUUGCGGUUAUAAGUUAAAGUUGUUUCUAACCAAUACAGAGUAAGCAGAGAAAAAGAAAAUCUCAACCAUACGCUAAAAUAAAAUAAAAUAAAAAUGAAA
Messenger RNA from Brassica napus (rape), 680 nucleotides. RefSeq lists its product as uncharacterized. Bases 220 to 480 code for a protein of 86 amino acids. The record is from RefSeq and is a predicted model, not a curated record. The transcript has 4 exons. NCBI's taxonomy places the organism in Eukaryota, Viridiplantae, Streptophyta, Magnoliopsida, Brassicales, Brassicaceae.